AUUAUUAAUGUUUCUUUUUCCUAUAUAAUAGAUGUAGUCCAUAGACCAUAUGAGUUUUUCCAUAGAUGGUUCUUGAGAGUUGAGGGUAUUUGCUUUCAUUCAUGGAACCAUCUUGCAUUUUAUCCAAUAAAAGUGAUGCUCCUGUUUCAGGAACCAACGCAUCUUCAACAAAUCAUACAAAGUAUGAGGAGAUCAUCUCAACCCUUCCUCGAAUUGAAGGUAGAUGGCGACAAUCUCAGCAACUCCGUGAAUACCAAGGCUUUUGGUUCGCUCAAAAUAUGCUUCAAGGUAUCAUGUCUGCACAGGAACAAUUCAAAGCUCAACCUACUGAUAUUUUCAUUUGCAGCCAUCCAAAAUCUGGAACAACUUGGCUUAAAGCCCUGUCUUUUGCCAUUCUGACAAGAAAACGUUUUAUCUAUUCCUCUACAAAUCCUUUACUUUCUGAGCUUCCACAUGAUGUUGUGCCCUUUAUUGAAACUUUAUCCUUCACUGACAUUACCAGCAGAGACCCUGAACUUCCACUUUUGUCCACUCACCUGCCCUACACUUCCUUGCCCAAGUCCGUUGUAGAGUGUAAGUGUAAAAUUAUUUACAUCUGCAGGGAUCCUAAGGAUUUGUUUGUUUCAAUGUGGCACUUUGCUGGUAAGUUAAGAGGUACAAGGGCAGAAACCUUUCCACUGGAGGAGGCAAUUCAGAAAUUUUGUGAAGGACUCAAUCAUGGUGGCCCUUGCUGGGAUCAUGUUUUGGGUUAUUGGAAAGCAAGCCUUCAAUUUCCUGAGAGAAUGCUCUUCAUCAAAUAUGAAGAUCUGCAAAAUGACACCUUCUCCUAUGUCAGGAGAAUGGCAGAGUUCAUGGGUUGCCCUUUCUCCAUGGAAGAAGAAAGACAAGGAUUAGUGCAAAAAGUCGUCGACUUGUGCAGCUUUGAAAUUCUUAGCAAUUUGGAGGUGAAUAAGAGUAAAAAGCACAGCUCUUCAUUAAGACAUUUUUUUAAAGUUGAAAAGAAUGAAUUUUUUAGGAAAGGUAAGGUUGGUGAUUGGGAGAACUAUUUGACAACUGAAAUGGCAGCUACAAUUGAUCAAAUAACUGAACAGAAGUUCAGUGGUUCUGGCUUGUCUUUUAAAGCUCCAUAAACAUCUUUGUGUCAGUGUCAUAAUUUUGCCUGUGUUUUUAGAAUGGUCUGGUAUGCUCUUAUAGCUUAGAAUGAUUGCAGCUAUUAUCUUUAGUUUUUAAUAAAAAUUAAUUUGAAUGUUUAUCACUCUUCUGUGAUCAACCUAAGUAUGUUUUUAAUGAUAUGAAUGAAGGCUUGUACUCGUCUAAGUUUGCAAUAAAAAUUUGUCAGCUAUUCAGUCUUUGGGAUUACAA
Hevea brasiliensis (rubber tree) is the source of this 1362-nucleotide messenger RNA. Its product is annotated as flavonol sulfotransferase-like. Lineage: Eukaryota; Viridiplantae; Streptophyta; Magnoliopsida; Malpighiales; Euphorbiaceae. Gene Ontology annotation, biological process: sulfation. Gene Ontology annotation, molecular function: sulfotransferase activity. Bases 102 to 1130 code for a protein of 342 amino acids. The record is from RefSeq and is a predicted model, not a curated record. The transcript has a single exon. Gene Ontology annotation, cellular component: cytoplasm.